CCCAUAUUUGCAAAAAAAAAAAAACUAUUUUUGUCUUCAUCUCCCUCCAAAAUGUUAUAUCUUUCCCUCUCAUCACCCACUCCUCGUUCUUACCUUCCAAAGCCUUUCUCUCUAUCAACCAACAAACCCCGUUUCCAUGUACUCUCGAAAAACCAAUUCUCCGGUGGUGGAAACACUUCGCCGGAGGAACCAGUUGUUACUCCCGAGGGACUCCGCCGUGAGUUAAUGCCGAAGCACGUAGCAGUCAUUAUGGAUGGGAACAGAAGAUGGGCUCAGUCUCAAAGAUUGCUGCCUCAGGUCGGUUACUUGGCGGGUGCCGCAGCCUUGAAGUCGGUGAUGGAUGUGUGUCGUAAGUGGGGAAUCCAGAUUGAAGUCGAUCCCCUCCUUGGUAUGUUUGUAAGUAAAAUAAAAGAUGAAAUUGCUUAUAUGGAGAGGGAGAAUAUCCGGCUUUCUGUCAUUGGAGACGUAUCAAAGCUUCCGCAAUCCUUGCGUGAAGUUAUCACACAUGCUGAAAACGCCACGAAGAACAAUUCACAACUCAAUCUUGUUAUAGCGAUUAAUUACAGUGGGAAGUAUGAUAUCGUCCAAGCUUGUCAAAGCAUCUGCCAAAAAGUCAAAGAUGGCGUGGUAGAACCUGAAGAAAUCAAUGAGUUUAUGAUCGAUAAUGAACUUUGUAUGAACUUGAUGCGGUUUCCAGAUCCUGAUCUUCUUAUUCGGACAAGUGGGGAGGUUAGAGUGAGCAACUUCUUUUUAUGGCAGCUGGCAUAUACUGAACUAUACUUCACUGAAAACCCUUUGGCUGGAUUUUGGAGAAGAUGAACUUUUACGUGCUUUACAUGUUUUUCAACAGAGACCAAGGCGAUAUGGUGUAUGAUUUUUUUUAGGGGUUGGUUAAAAAGACACCCUAUUUUAUCAUUUAGACAACCCUAAUUAAUGUUUGAAAUAUUUUUAUCGGUUAAAAUUGCAUUAUUUUCCGAAAAAACUGAUUACAA
Messenger RNA from Lactuca saligna, 992 nucleotides. The record is from the annotation of a GenBank genome assembly. Lineage: Eukaryota; Viridiplantae; Streptophyta; Magnoliopsida; Asterales; Asteraceae.